UGAUUUCGUCCGUUGAUCUGUUUUGUAUAGCGAGCAUUGCAUUUGAAAACAGAGUUAAAAACAAGAGCAAAAAUAAAACUAAAUCAAAAUGCUGCAAAAUGAUGCGGUUCGCACUCUGCAAUAUGACAGUGAAAUACGAGUGGCCCAAACACCCAGUCCCACCGAACCCCGAGUUUUUGACUCACAAAUCAGCAUAACUGCCCAGCCGCGACCAACAUCAGAGGCUCCGCGCAUUCCAUUACCCAUUUCUACGGUUGCAGGCAGUCGCACUUUUAUACCCUUGGCUGGCUACGAUUGUCUCGCGGACCUGCCCUCGGUGCACAUUGAGCAAACCUUCGAGUUGAAUGAUUCACUCACAGCCGUCUCGUCGGAGAAUCGCUAUGUGGUUCGUUCGCCGCUCGGUGAUGCCAUCUUUGCUGCCUCCGAGAGCUCCACAGAGAAGAACCGCAUGAUUUGGGGCGCCGGUCGGCCAUUCCAGAUGCAUCUACUGGACAAAACACAUCAGGAGGCUUUGGUAUUUCGCCGGAAACUGGCAAUGGGUUCGCUUUGCUGUCAGCCCAAAAAUCUGGAAAUUUGGAUACCGCCCGGCAAUGUGCUGGGUCGUGUGGUGCAAUCCCCCACAUUUACACAACCCGAGUUUUACAUUGAAGACGGCAACACCAAUCAGCCCCUGUUCUGUGUCGAAGGUCCGGCGAAUUCCGGAUUGUGGUGCUUUUGCCUACCAAACGAUUGCUACUUUAAGAUUCACUCGGGUGGUGAUCUGCGCGCCUCCAUAGACCACAAGUGGUUGGCCAGCAAAUCGCAGUACACCACAAACAUAUACUUCAGCGACGCCAGGCUAACGUCCAAGGAGCGUGCCCUAAUCCUGGGCACCGCAUUUCUGCUGGAAUAUAUGUACUUUCAAAGGCGCUCCUAAGUCUGGCCCAAGUGGAACAACAAACCAACUACAAAAUUGAUGUUUUCACAUUGAUUUUUGUUUAUUUUUUGCGUCAUUCUUUUUUUGUUGUUGUUUUUUUUUUGUGGUUGUUUUUGUAAAGUUUUCAUGCUCAGUUUUUGAUAUAUUUUACAUUAAUGUAAUAAAUCACUUCAUUUCA
Messenger RNA from Drosophila grimshawi, 1094 nucleotides. RefSeq names its product phospholipid scramblase 3. Bases 89 to 916 code for a protein of 275 amino acids. The record is from RefSeq and is a predicted model, not a curated record. Gene Ontology annotation, cellular component: plasma membrane. Gene Ontology annotation, molecular function: phospholipid scramblase activity. The transcript has 6 exons. Lineage: Eukaryota; Metazoa; Arthropoda; Insecta; Diptera; Drosophilidae. Gene Ontology annotation, biological process: plasma membrane phospholipid scrambling.